Molecule: messenger RNA, 273 nt
Organism: Rasamsonia emersonii CBS 393.64
Lineage: Eukaryota; Fungi; Ascomycota; Eurotiomycetes; Eurotiales; Trichocomaceae
Exons: 1
Source: RefSeq, a predicted model, not a curated record
AGGGCAAGGCAGGCAGAGCCGGACAUGAGGGUAACGUCACAAAGAGAGGUCAGCGCCCUUGAACAUCUGACUGCAGUAGGUUGUUCAUCAACGCCUGCAUUGUUCGCCUGGAAACAUGAAACCCAGGGCGAUGACGACUGGAUACCGGGGGGCUAUAUAGACUAUAUUUUGAUGGAGAAACUUCCAGGGACAAGCCCAGGUUACUGGUCCGGCGUCAUGAAAAGGGAAGAGCGUGAUCAACUCCGCAGAGCGUUCAAGGAAGCAUGGCAGUAA